AUGGUUAAGGCCUUGUGGAGUACCUUAAUCUGGUCCAUUUGGCAUGCACAUGGGCUCGUUUGGAUACCCCCAGACUCCCUGAAAACGGUCCACCAAACCGUCUGUGAAAUGGUUGAGGCCUCAUGGAGAGGACUCGUAACAGCAAUCACCGUCCACUUGGAGCCUCUCAGCCUCGAAACGCCUUCACCCAAGGCAACAUGUUUCGCAUAUGUUCGGAAGUGGCAUUCCUUGCUUACAAGAAACCCCUUUAGCGUUGACCGGUCAUGCGGACCUCCCGCUAAUUCAGCGCAGUAUCUUCGCGCUCGCAUUACAAUCGCAUCGAUUACCGACAUCGAGGCCCAAACACCUUCCCAAAUAGAAGGGAACACACUAGAGGCUGAAAUGCCUUUCCAAAUUGAAGGGAACACACAAGUGACCUCUUUCUCGGGAGAACUCGGAUCUAUGCUUUCCAACAUGUAUAGGCUGCACUCUCGCCUUACCCCAUGUGCGGCACUCACAAUUAUGCCUCCCCGCGCUCCCAAACAAAAAGACCGAGGUUUGGCAGGUGGCGGAUCUCAUUCCACGAAACCCCCUGCUUCAAAGGCCAAAGAAAGGUCAAAGAAAAACAAAAAGCCGGAGCCAAAUCUCUCCAAAAAGGCCACCAACAGCGACGCUGACACGCAUCAAGUCCUCGAAUGCGUCUUGAUAUCGACCAACAAAUCCCGUGAUGACGCAGAAGCAUGGCUGAGGGCAGCAGCUGGCAAAAGAAGUGUCCAGGAUUCCGUCCCUGCUUUGCCUGACAACACGGAUGACAUUGUCACUAUGAUAUCUGCCACGGAGCCUGAUGCUCCAGUUCCACCAUCCAACUCCCUCUCCUCAGCCACUGCAGAAGGCAUGAAUGACGAAGACGAAGACCCUGGUCGCCCACAUCUGCCACCACACAUCGAAUUGAUAUCCCUCGGCCACUUUGACGACAUCAAGAUCGCUGCCUUGAAUGGCGCACUCAAAGGCAAUACUCGUUACCGAUUCGCCUUUACAGAAGGGGGUUAUCGCAGCUACCACGGACGUCGCCCCAAGAGAGGGGGCCGCUCUGCAGCGGACAAUCGGACGACCAUGUUGGACGAAGAAACAGGAUUUUGGGUCCCAAUCCCAGCGAAUUACACGGCCCCUCACACGCCAGAAGAUCUCAUUGAGGCAGAGAACGACAUACGCAUUCAGGAUCGUCGUUGCAUCGCAUAUGUCCACCCAGAGACUCGCAAAGCCUUCAAGGAACUCAAUGCCUCUCGUGAGCCCGGCGAUCCGGAGAUCCACCCUCUCCACGUUUAUGAUAUUUCAGAGGGGGAAGAGGCGGCCUACAAGUUCCGAAAGCCCUGGGAGGAGGGCCACAGCAGCUACCAAGGCUCCUUACCUCAAGAAGGUGCCCAAAAUGCUGCAGAUAGGCGUACGGAAAUGUGGGACAACGAAACACAGAUGUACCGCAUGCUCCCUGCGGGUUACACAGCCCCACACGACCCCCAGGACUAUGUUGACGCUGUCAACCAUGAACUGGCUCAAGCUGAGCAGCAUCGUCGCUCCACAAUUAUUCUUGCAUGUCGCCAACUUCGUCCACGUAAGGAAGAAGGGAAGAAGGAGAAAGUCACAGCAUUAGAGGACUGGGAAGCCCCAGAUCCCAUGAUCGAGAGCGACGUCACUGGGUCCGAUUAUGAAGAGGGACGGCGUGAGGAAGAAAAGAUGAGGGACUGGCAUAAAUCAAGGGGACAGUCGGUUACGGACACUGAAGAGGAUGACACGAAGAUUGACGAGGAAGAUGCCGAAGAAGAACCAGACUUGGAGCGCGAGGAGGAAGAAGCGCGUGAGGAGGAAGAACGGCGUUCCAAAGGCAAGAAACCUUUGGUUACGGACACCGAGGAGGAAGACAAACGUGACUUGGAGCGUGACGAGCAGGAAGAAGCGCGAUCCAAAGCCGCUCGCCUUUUGUUAUCGACAAUGAAAACAGAAGGGAAAGUACACACCUCAUCCGCCCACUGGAAGGACUUAACGGUGUCAUACACACCUUCCCAGUUGGACGCCGCAUCUGUCUUGAGCAGCUAUGGACUCACAUUGAUCCCCGACGCCCAGGUUUCUUCGACAAAGCCUUCACUCCUGGAAACGGCAUUGUAUCCGAUGUUCGGCCACGUCGUCUGGCAAGUCACUUCGCCAUGGAGAAAGCGGGUCUUCUGCACAAAGAGAAGCGAGCUCCAAACCGCUACAACCUGUUCAAAACUUUUGCUAGCAGGACGAAACCAGAGGAGGGAGAUCACGCUCUGGAACAGGGCCACGAAUGAGGAGUACAAUAAGCUUAUGGAAGGAGUGACAACAAAAGAAGAGAAAGAUGAACAGAUGCAGGAGGCCAUUAGUUUCAUCAAGAAUCAAGUCAACGAAGAAGGGACCAAUGUCCGUGACGCGAACCUUCGCUUCGCGUCUCACAUGAAGGAAAUUCGCGAUCUUAUCACCAAUAUCAAAUGUUGCGACAAAUCUUUCGACAUUGCUGGUAUCUUGGUCUACAGCGGCAGAAAUCUAACGGCGCGGAACAAGACGGCUUUUUUCAUGAGUUCCGAGGACCUUCACGCGCUCUGCACCCGUGAGGAGUGGCCAAUGGCCACCUUGACGGACAUCUUUGUUAGCAAAGUCCGUGCUAUGCAUGCGGACCAGCAAAUUAAGCAGUUGAUGGAGGAACUAAAUGUGACUCCCUCGACUACAGCUAGCUCCUCAACGGCUCGCGCCCGGACCAGCCUUGCAUCUGCUUUGAAGAAGGAGGCUUCUUCGGAUAAGGAUGUGCUACCUUACACGAAGGAAUAUGGGUGCUUGGCUGAAAAGGAUCGACGCACGUCGGCCCCUUGGACCACGUGGCCCAAUCUCGCCUACCAAUUCAAACUGGUUAUCACAGGUUGGGAUUCUGCUAUGGUCGACAUAGCCUUCUGCCCGGGAUUUGCACCUACCAAGAUCACAAGCUCUCAAUGGAAGCACCUAUCGACUCUGAUUGUAAAGAAGCUCUUGGUGGUGAAGCCCUGGUCUGACGAGCAAAGACUAAUCCCAGAGAGUGAAGCUUGCUUCGGCGAGAUCCCUGUCAUUAUUAACUCCGAAGGUCUUCCAAUGGUCUUCAUCAAAGACUCGACUAAAUGGGUCCGUCACAAUUGCUCUAUUUCGGCCCCAACGAAGAAGCACGAUCAGAAAGGUGAUACAUCUUCCCCUGUCAGUUCUUUCCCUUCGUCUCCGGUGUUGUCCACGAAGAAGCGAUCACAUGACACCGCCAUGGCCUCGCCUGAAGAAGAACUCAAGCACAAGUCCACAAGAAAGUACUGCCCUCUGCCGAAACAACCAGAAGUGGAACCUCCCACUAAACGCCAACGUCAUGUCUCCUUCACCUCCCUUCCCGAUAACAUGUUUUAUACCAAACUUCGACGAGCUGAACAUCCAAUCUCCUUCUUUGACCCACUCAAGAACCAGAAAACACCGGCUUCAUCGUCUCGUUCAGUCUCUCAACCCUUCGCUAGUUCUUCAGGUCACGUUGCCUCAUCAUCUCGAUCAGUAUCUCAGCCUUUUGCUAGUACUUCUGGCCAUGCUCGUGUUUCAGGCAAACAUGCUGGGCCAGGGAAGAACUCUCAAGAUUCAGUUGCUAACUAG
Laccaria bicolor S238N-H82 is the source of this 3642-nucleotide messenger RNA. RefSeq lists its product as uncharacterized. The coding region runs from base 1 to 3642 and encodes 1213 amino acids. Lineage: Eukaryota; Fungi; Basidiomycota; Agaricomycetes; Agaricales; Hydnangiaceae. The transcript is spliced from 19 exons. The record is from RefSeq and is a predicted model, not a curated record.